Messenger RNA from Vicia faba (fava bean), 729 nucleotides. The record is from the annotation of a GenBank genome assembly. Lineage: Eukaryota; Viridiplantae; Streptophyta; Magnoliopsida; Fabales; Fabaceae.
AUGUUCUUGCAACUUGGUCAAGUCCCAACUGUUAUCAUUUCAUCUUCAAAAGCAGCAGAAUUAUUCCUCAAAACCCACGACAUCGUUUUUGCAAGCCGACCAAAGAUUCAAGCAUCUGAGCUCAUGGAUUACGGUUCUGUCCUUAUUGGCGAAAAAGCUGCUUUGGUGGGUGAGGUUGUGAAUGUUAGUGAUGUUGUAGAGAAUCUUGUUGAAAACAUCAUGUAUAAGAUGAUAUUAGGUAGAAGUAAGUAUGAGCAAUUUGACUUGAAGGGAUUGGUUCAACAAGUAAUGAUUUUGAUUGGAGCUUUUGAUCUGGCUGAUUAUAUUCCUUGGUUAGGGGUAUUUGAUCUUCAGGGAUUAACACGAGCAUUCAAGAAAACUAGUAAAUCACUUGAUGAAGUACUAGAGACGAUAUUAAGAGAUCAUGAACAAAUUGAUAAUGUAGACACAAUUCAUAAUGAAGACUUCAUAGACACACUUCUAUCAAUUAUGCACCAAACCAAUGAUCUGGAAAAUGAACAAAAUCAUGUCAUCGAUCGAACCACCAUCAAGGCAAUUAUACAAGACAUAAUUAUGGCAGGAAUUGACACAUCUGCUGUCGUGAUUGAGUGGACGUUAUUUGAACUUUUAAGGAAUUCAAGGGUGAUGAAAAAGCUUCAAGAUGAGAUAGAAAAUGAAGUAGGACAUAAUACAAUGGUUGAAGAGAAAGAUUUGAAGAAAUUUGAAUAG